AUGGGCGAGUUUGCAUUCAUGGCGGAUUGGGAUCUAGACGCCGUGGUCAGAGGCGGCAGCAGCUGCAGCCAUAUAAUAAACGCCCCCGCCGCAGCAGAUCAGAUUCAGCCUUCUUCCUUCAAUUUCGACUUCGACAGCUUCCACGACGAACCAUUUCUUUUUGCUUCUUCUUCUUCUUCGAUGGAACAAGUGAUUAUUGAUGAUGAUUAUACCGAUUUGGAUGGGUUGCUGGAAGGCCUUUACCAGCCUUUUUGUAACCAACCGUUGAGUAUCCUCGCCACCACCAACGCCGCCAUGGUUGCUCCUCCUCCACCAGCCUCCGCCGCCGCAGCCAUCUGCAGACCAGAACAGCCGUCGGCAAAGCUUCCAGCUGUAGUUUCGGAUCUGUCGUCUGCUUCUUCUUCUUCUACUACGGCCGCUCAAAGUAGCUCCGCAGCCAAAUUGCGGAAAAGGAGGAAUCAGCAGAAGAGAGUUGUUCAACAAGUGAGGGAAGAAGGGAUAUCGUCGGACAAAUGGGCUUGGCGUAAAUACGGGCAGAAACCCAUCAAAGGAUCGCCUUACCCUAGGAGUUACUACAGGUGCAGCAGCUUGAAAGGCUGCCCGGCGAGGAAACAAGUGGAGAGAAGCACCGCCGACCCUUCGAUCUUCAUCAUAACAUACACGUCGGAGCACAGCCACGCGCAUCCCACGCGCAGGAACUCACUCGCCGGCAGCACCCGGGUGAAGAAUUCCAUCUCCGUCGUCGCUAAUGGUGAGGGAGCUUCUGCCACGGCCUCUGUCAAAGGCGACGAGCACUACUCUCCUUCCGUAGCUGAAGACGAGCUGAUGAUGGUGAAGGAGGAAGAUGAAGGUGGAGUGUUCUUCCCAGAUGUGUAUCAGAGUAGCAGCAACGAUGAAUUCGUGGGAUCCGGCGAUUUAAGUUUUAGCGACGCAUUGUAUCCCGGCGGUGAGGGUUUGGAUGUAGACGGGAUGUUUCUGAAUCCAUGGUAAUUAACGAAAACCGUUACUUUUCUUUGUUUGUAUCUCAUUAAUUAAUUAAUCCAUUUUUGCUGUCUGUCAUAAUUUCAAGGCUUUGUAUAGUUGAAGAUCCCCAUUCCAAUUAAGUGUGCCAAGAUGCAUGCCCACACAUAUAAGUUAGGCCAUAUGUUGUAUGUAGUUUUCAGGAGUAAAGAGUUAAUGUAGAUCUAUAUAUGAAUUAGCGUU
Molecule: messenger RNA, 1203 nt
Organism: Linum tenue
Lineage: Eukaryota; Viridiplantae; Streptophyta; Magnoliopsida; Malpighiales; Linaceae
Source: the annotation of a GenBank genome assembly